AUGGUGUCCAACAAGUUCUUCGCGCUUGUAGCUGGUAUCGGCCCCGGCACUGGGAGAUCGGUCGCUCUCAAAUUCUCCGAGUUCUACCCGGUGGUCUUGCUGGCUCGUCACCCGGAAAGCUACAGCGACGUUGUUGCUCAGAUCAACAAGGCCGGCGGGAGAGCGAUUGGCAUUUCCGCAGAUGCAACAGACGAGGCUUCCCUCGCUUCGGCGUUUGAAACCAUCAACAAGGAGUUCGAGGGGUUGCAGCUUGUCGCGGCCAUCUAUAAUGUCCGACCAAACUCGCGGCCAAGUCGCAAGCCCUUCCUGGAGCUGAAUUUGGAGGAUUUGGACGUCAGCCUCAACGGCAAUGUCCGUGGUCUCUUCACUUUUGCUCAACGCACAGUCCCACUCCUUCUGAAAUCUGUCGACAGUUCUCCUCAUCCGCCAACUUUGAUAGUCACUGGAGCGACUGCGUCAAUCAGAGGGUCCAAACUAUGGUCUGUUAUCGCGGCAGGCAAGUCUGCGGGACGUAUCUUGACCCAGUCUCUGGCCCGAGAAUUUGGUCCGGCGGGAGUUCAUGUCGCCCACGCCAUCAUCGAUGGCGGCAUCGAUGUCCCCGAUGCAGCGCAUGCUGCUAACAAUGAUGUAACACCGGAUGGCAAGAUAAGCCCGUUUGCUAUUGCCGAAAGCUACUGGAACCUGCAUACGCAACAUAAAUCAGCUUUUACGCAGGAAAUUGAUGUGAGGCCAUUCAACGAGCAUUUCUAA
Messenger RNA from Capronia epimyces CBS 606.96, 750 nucleotides. RefSeq lists its product as uncharacterized. Bases 1 to 750 code for a protein of 249 amino acids. The transcript has 3 exons. The record is from RefSeq and is a predicted model, not a curated record. NCBI's taxonomy places the organism in Eukaryota, Fungi, Ascomycota, Eurotiomycetes, Chaetothyriales, Herpotrichiellaceae.